Molecule: messenger RNA, 2279 nt
Organism: Fragaria vesca subsp. vesca
Lineage: Eukaryota; Viridiplantae; Streptophyta; Magnoliopsida; Rosales; Rosaceae
Product: probable WRKY transcription factor 72-like
Exons: 5
Coding region: 1-1818 (605 amino acids)
Biological process (GO): regulation of DNA-templated transcription
Molecular function (GO): DNA-binding transcription factor activity; sequence-specific DNA binding
Source: RefSeq, a predicted model, not a curated record
AUGGAGAUUGAUAAGUCUUUGCUGGAAACUUCAGUUAUGGAAAGCAACAGAAUGAAAUCUGAUGGUGAUGAUGAUUCAGAAGGCACUUCCAAAGAUAUAAACAAGGAAGGACAUGUUGAGGAAGUAGCUCAUGAAGGUGAAUACAAGUUGAAGCUGCAGCCUUCAACUACGCAAAAGCAUAGAGCUGAUGAGAGCAAGCACAAACAGGAAGCCGAUCAUGAUGAACUGGAAUCAGCCAAAGCUGAAAUGGGGAAGGUUAGAGAAGAAAAUGAAAGGUUAAAGUUGUUUUUAGCUCGAACCCUGAAGGAUUACCAGGAUCUUCAGAUGCAUUUUCUUGAUGUUAUUCAGAAAGAAGAAACAAAAAAGAAGACUGUGGAUACUAGUAGUACUGCUGAACAUCAAGGAACUAUUUCGGCUGAAGCUGAUGAACUUGUGUCCCUUAGCCUUGGGAGAACCUCGAGUACUGCUAGUACUCAUGAUCAUCAGCUCAGAAAGGAUAAUCAUGAGAUGAUGAUGAAAAAGACCAGCAGAGACAACGACGACGAGGUAAUGAAUGAAGCUGGACUUGCCUUGGAACUGGGCCGCAGAUCAUUUGAGCCAGCUGCUUAUGAUCAGGAUACUAUGAAGGUUCAUUCAAGCUCUGAAAAUAAUAGUUCAGCUCAUGGGGAUCCAAAGGAAGAUGAAGUAACUGAGAUAUGGCCACCUAGUAAAAUGUUGAAGACAAGAGAGGAUGAUGUUUCACAACAGCUGACCCAUUUGAAGAAAGCUAGGGUUUCUGUCCGAGCUAGAUGUGAUGCUCCAACAUUAAACGAUGGAUGCCAAUGGAGAAAAUAUGGUCAGAAAAUAGCGAAAGGAAACCCAUGCCCUCGAGCAUACUACCGUUGCACAGUCUCACCGUCGUGCCCUGUGAGAAAACAAGUGCAAAGAUGUGCGGAAGACAUGUCGAUAUUGAUCACAACCUAUGAGGGUAACCACAACCACCCACUUCCGAUGUCAGCCACGGCUAUGGCCUCCACCACCUCCGCCGCGGCAUCCAUGCUUCAGUCUCACUCCUCUACCUCGCAACAAGGUCUAGUCAACUCAACCACGGCCCCCGUCUCCACCUCCAGUAGUAACCCCUAUGGCCAUGGACCAAACUUCACCAAUAGUCUCUCCCAAAAUUCAUCGAGACUACUACCACAGUCACAGUUCUAUUUCCCCAACAGUACAAUCUCAACCAACAAUUCCCACCCAACCAUCACCCUUGAUCUCACUGCUCCACCCCCCUCCCAAUUCGGACCAAGAUUUCCUUCAGGGUUACCUAGGUAUUCCUUGAGUACAAGCCUCAACUUUUCGUCAUCGUCUUCCUCUUCUUUAGACCACAACACAUUACUACAAGCACCAAACUGGAUUAACAAUCACGCUGCUGCAGGAUACUUCAACUAUGGGACAACACUUUCUCAUCAUCAUAAUAGGAUGAACCAAGCCGUUGGCGGGUCUUCUCUUAACAUUGGAAAGCACCCAUUUCAAGAACCUAAUUUCUACCAUUCUUACAUACAAAAUUCUCAGAAAGCAGCUCCUACUCCACCUCAACAUCAUCUGUUUACAGAGACAAUAGCCACUGCAACGAAAGCAAUCACAUCAAACCCUAAGUUUCAAUCAGCAUUAGCGGCGGCACUCAUAUCAUUUGUUGGUACUAAUGGGAGUACUGGCUGCGCGGUUAGAGAAAAUAGUCACAUCGUUAAUGGCAGUAGCAGUAGUGAAAGUUCUGGUCUGAAAUUGAAGUGCCCACUUGAACAACCCAGAACGGAAUCGGGUGUGCAUCAUCAGGCUACUUGAACAAAUCAUCAUCGCCAUUGUUAUGUUUUCCACCUUCAUUGGAACGCUUCUGUGUCUCAGCUGAGUAGGAGGCAUUUCAAGCAGAGUAAUGCUAGAGCUAGGGAGUACAUUUUUUCGAUCACAUUCAUGAAUCGCAUUAUGUGACAGGUGUGGUCUACUUGUUGCAUCAAUCAGUUAGCAGAUCACCUGCUACGUAGUGUUGAUAAGUAAAUGUGGCUAAAAAAAUGUAGUCUCUUCGCAUUUUAGAGGUUACUGAUUGUAAUUAAUUCCUCUUUCUCAAUCACUCUUAGUAUCUCUGAAAAACAAGACAAGGUACAUAUCGUGUAAAUUAAAUUGCUAUACAUGUUCGUAUAAACUGGUACAGUUUGUAAAACUUUCUACAAUUGUACGUACGUAGUCUCGUAGAUUGUAAACUUUCUAUAAUUUUGAGUUACGGACAUCAUGAUUUGUGAGCUUCUAAU